UGGCAGAUAACAGGGUGCAGGCUGGAGCUGGAGGCUGACACUCCACCGUCCCAGCUGCUCCUCGUGCCCUGACGUCUGUGAGCCGGCUCAUGAUCUCAGGAUGUACGAAAAAAUACUAAUUGCAUUACUAUUGUCAGGUUAUAUUUUGACAUCGACUGCCACCUCUGCACCUCCGACGGACAGCGUUGAUCAAACAUCAGUGGCUGGGACUCCCUUACCCGUUGAACAUACUCCUGCUAAUCCAAGACCAACGGAACUUCCAUUUACAACACGUAAAACCAUCCCACAAGGACCAAGUAAAAUUGAACACAUAUUCUCAGAAGCAGUGGCAAUAGUCAUUAUUUUGGGGGUGAUGGCUGGUGUCAUUGGAACUAUACUCCUUUUUGCUUAUGUUAUUGGCAAACUAACUAAGAAACCUUCACUUAAUGUGCAAUCUACAUUCUCACAUGACCCAGACGCUCCUUUAAGUUCUGUAGAAACAGGAAAUCCAGAAAUAUAAUCAAUGAGAAUCUGCUCACCAAGCCAAAUUUUGGAAGAACUAAAAGGACAUGAGACUUCAGUCAAGUGAAAAGUUAACAUGUAAUCUGGACACGCUAAUAAAUUGUAUACAUUCCUAAAUUGUACAAUUUCAGGAUGAAAAUUUCAUCAUAAUGAGCCCUGUGACUCAAUGAUGGAAAAUGCCUCUACUUGUUAAUAUUUCAAAAUGAAGAACAAAUAGUUUCUUUCAAAUAGUUGCUUUUGUGUGUUAACAUAAUUUUUAUAGUUAAUUGAUUUGGAAUUCUAUUCUAUUGUAUUUUAAUAAUUGUGCUGUCAAGUGAAAGGCUUGUAAUACUAUAGGUAAAAUCUACGUUCUUUUUGCAUUCUAAACUUCUGAAUCUAUUUUCAUUUUAAAUAAAAUCUUAUCAUUUCCUUCAUUACUAAAUAAGCAAGAUAUGCUAAUACACUAAUGGUGAUGAAAUCUUUAGUCCCAAUAAUAAAGUGUGUACUUGGAAAUAAAUGCCUUGCAUACAUAUAUACAUAUAUAUGUGCAGACACAUGUGUGUAUAGACAUAGGCAUAGACAUAGAUAUAUAAAAUGACACUUACAUUCAUCCUUUAAUGCAUAAAUCAAUACAAAAAGUUUUUCCCAUUAAAAUAAGUGAAAUGUUA
Myotis davidii is the source of this 1148-nucleotide messenger RNA. RefSeq names its product glycophorin A (MNS blood group) (gene GYPA). Bases 101 to 499 code for a protein of 132 amino acids. Gene Ontology annotation, cellular component: membrane. NCBI's taxonomy places the organism in Eukaryota, Metazoa, Chordata, Mammalia, Chiroptera, Vespertilionidae. The transcript is spliced from 7 exons. The record is from RefSeq and is a predicted model, not a curated record.